Messenger RNA from Clonostachys rhizophaga, 660 nucleotides. Lineage: Eukaryota; Fungi; Ascomycota; Sordariomycetes; Hypocreales; Bionectriaceae. The record is from the annotation of a GenBank genome assembly.
AUGUCAUGGAGCGGGAAUGGGCACGCCGGAUGCUGCGGCAGCGGUGGCUGUCAGAUCUACACGACAUGCCUGGAAAACACGUCAACUAAUGACGAGCUCGCCAGGAUCUGCUGCGCCGAGUCCAGAACUACCAUCCCCGUCUCGAUGGACACAUCUACUGGCACACGGCCCCCAACCAGUGCAACUUCAGGCAAUCCCAGCACAGCCCGUUCGACCCGUACCAGUGACGGAACGGGAGCUCCCCAGCCAACGUCCUCUGGCAAUGACAACACGCCUGGGCUGGGUCUCGAAAGCGACUUGGGAGCCCAGGAGAGAAUGAAAGCCGCCGUAGGGUCAGCAAUCCUAGGAGGCGUCCUGCUCGGCUCCUUUCUGCUGUUCGGGUGCUUCUUCAAUCCGCCAGGAUCGGAUGGGGCCAAUGAAGAAAACCAGCCUUCGCCUCCUCCUGGCGAGAACGCCGGGCUCUUGGGGGGUGGCCAGGAGAUGCACACCCCGGUAUCUACCGUAUCGCACUCCACCGUAUCAGAUGGCAUAUUCUACGGACAACAGCCGAUACUUGUGGGGAGGGGCCAGGAGAUGCACUCUCCUGUGGCUAGCAAAGCGGAGGCUAGAUUCUACCAGCAGCAGCCGAUAAUCUAUAGCCCACAGGUAGAUUAUGCCUGA